GACUUUAUUACUUUUGCUUUACCAACUUCGGUUCAGUCUAUGCUACUACUACCAGGUCAUACACAGACCACCAAACCCUGAACAAUGGCGAUCAUAACAGAAGAAGAACCAGACCCAACACCCCAACCAAACACCGACUCAACCCCACUCGUCCACAAACCCACCUCACCACCAACCCCACCCACCACCACAACAAACCCCUUCACUUUCUGGUUCUUCUUCACUCUCUCAGUCUCUCUCAUCACCCUCCUCUUCAUCUCUCUCUCUCAGCUCACCCCACAAGACCCCAAAACCUGGUUCCUCACUCUCCCCACCACUCUCCGCCACCACUACUCCACCGGUCGAACCAUCAAGGUCCAGACCACCCCAAAUCACCCCCCAAUUGAAGUCUUCGCCAUUCAAGAUGGACCCAUCAAAUCCGAUAACAUACUCAUUGUACAUGGGUUGGGUUGUAGUUCUUACUCUUUUCGCAAAAUUGUCAAGUCUCUGGGCCUCAAAGGCCUCCGUGCAGUCGCUAUCGAUCUACCCGGUUCUGGGUUUUCCGAUAAGGCGACGAUUGUGGUGGAAGAGAGCUCCGGUGGUGGUUUAGGGAGCGUUUGGGAGAUUUAUAGUGAUAUUAGAGAAAAGGGUUUGUUUUGGGGGUUUGAUCAGUUGGUUGAAAAUGGGUAUGUGGAUUAUGAGAAGAACAAUGAUGUUAGGGUAGUGAGGAGAGAAAGUGUUAAGGCCAUAGAAAUGGGUGCUGAAGAGAUGGGUAGGGUUUUGGGGCAGGUUAUUGAUUCAAUGGGAUUGGGUCCUGUGGAUUUGGUUUUGCAUGAUUCAGCAUUAGGGUUGGGGGCAAACUGGGUUGCAGAGAAUCCGGGAUUAGUGAGGAGCAUAACACUUCUUGAUACCGGGUCCUGGUCAAAUGCAUCGGCUUUGCCUUUGUGGCUAUUGGGAGUGCCUGUGAUUAGAGAGGUGGUGUUGGGGUUUGAGUUUGUGUUCAAGAGGGUUCUUGAAAUGUGCUGCUUGAAAUCAGUUGGUGGGUCGGAGGCGGAGGCUCAUAGGAUCCUUUUGAAGGGUAGGGAUGGGAGGCGGGCGGUUGUUGGAAUGGGGAAGAAGUUGAAUUAUAGUUUUGAUGUGGCGGAAUGGGGUGGUUUGGAUGGGGUGAAAGGUUUGCCAAUGCAAGUGAUCUGGUCUAAAGAAUGGAGUGAUGCCGGUCUCCAAGUUGCCGGUGCACUUCCACAGGCAACGUUUGUCAUGCAUUCUGGUGGGCGUUGGCCUCAGGAAGAUACAGCUGAUGAGCUAGCUGAAAAUAUUUACAAGUUUGUGUCCUCCUUACCGAAAUCCAUUAGACAAGCCGAGGAAGAGCCCGUACCCGAGCAUAUUCAGAAGAUGUUUGAUGAAGCAAGAGAGAAUGGUCCUGACCACCAGCACCAUCAUAGUCAUGGUGGCCAUGACCACCAUGAUGGUCAUGGUCAUGCUCAUGCAGCUGGUUAUAUGGAUGCAUAUGGGCUCAAUCACGGCUGGGGAAGUUGAACUGUUUCCUUAUUUCUGGAACUGGAUAUAAAACCCAUGACAAGAAGUUAACUAAUUUAGAUGCUCGGUGUUACUUCUUUAAUAUCUUUUGUUUGUACAACACUUCUCUCUGUCCAGAAAGCAUGUAUUCUAUAAAGAUUGUUCUCAUGAAAGUUUGAAGUUGAAAUGUGGCAGUUUUUAUUUAUGAUGGCCAGAUUUCCAAACAAUACACGAUGUUAUGAUAUUAUUGCUAUUUUUCCA
Cornus florida is the source of this 1755-nucleotide messenger RNA. RefSeq names its product protein AUXIN RESPONSE 4. Gene Ontology annotation, biological process: auxin polar transport. The transcript has 2 exons. Gene Ontology annotation, molecular function: hydrolase activity. Gene Ontology annotation, cellular component: mitochondrion; endoplasmic reticulum. The record is from RefSeq and is a predicted model, not a curated record. NCBI's taxonomy places the organism in Eukaryota, Viridiplantae, Streptophyta, Magnoliopsida, Cornales, Cornaceae. The coding region runs from base 85 to 1515 and encodes 476 amino acids.